GCCAGGGCUCUGCCCAAAGACCUUGGAGCUUUUGUUAGCUCUUUUGGCAAAAGUUCCCUGGUCCAGCCCCAGGUACAUGUGAGUUUUGGUAGAAUCCACACGGCAUGGGGAAACCACGGGCUGGAAAAUUACAACUGUGUCUGGUGAAUGUCAUUCUGUUUACAGAUCAGAUGUUGGUAGCUUCUGAACCUGAAUCACACAGUGUAGUUGAAAGAAAAGGUGAGAAAUAUACUGGAUUUUGUUAACUGAGCUAUAACAAGAAGCUAAGUCAGAGUUUGAAACAAUUACUCAAUGUUUGGAGGGGUCAGUCCCUAAUUUUGCCAAGUGAUAAUCCAGUUUCUGUUUGAAUCAGCUGGAGUCCUUAGAGCCCCACUUAGGUCCCGUCAUGUAAGGUUAAUAAAGCAAUUCUAUACCUUCCCCUUUCUUUCGCUCGUGUUCAUACUUUUAAAAAGAAGUUUCCUUCUGACCAGAGAAGUUCUAAAUGCCUAUUGGGGGAAAUGUGUAAUUACAGAAAACUGAAGAAAAUAAGUUGUCUGUAACUUUGCUACCCAGAAGUUAACCACUGUUGGCCUUCUGGCACAUAUGUUUCUCAUCUUUUGCAUUAUUUCUUUUUUUUUUUGGUUGUCAUAAAAAACACCUCUGUGAACCCUGUAUGUAAAUCAUUGUUGCUGGUUUAUUUCCUUAAGAUAGAUCCUAGAAAGGAUUACUAAUUCCAAAAGGUUAUGAUGGUUCUUAAGGAUUUUAACUCAUCUUGCCAAGCCACAUUCUGGAAAGAAUGCACUAAUCUCUGCUCCAGCAGCCGAGGCUGCUUUCAGAACCCACCGUGGAUUACCCCAGGUCAGAAUGGUCUGUCAUUUUCAGAUGCCUGGAGUCUGCUCUGUUUUCUGUAAGGGGUGGAGGGGGGAAUCUGCUUUAUUUAUUGAAACGGAUCCUGUAUUUAUCCAGACUUGCUGCCCUCUUGGCUAGAGCAGGGAGGUGGGGGGAUGAGAGGAGAGGCAGACAGCUCUGCCUGGCAUCGAGGAGCCUUGGCCUUGGCCUAGGGCUGAGGCCGGGGGCUUGGGUAGCCCGUUUGGAUUCCAAGUCACCUCGCUGGGAGGAUGCCUCUGAGAGCGUGGAGGGGCAAGAUUAAGAUUCAUUUUCCUUCGUAAUUUCUUUGAAGGGAACCUUCCUUCUCGGGACCAGAGAAGGAGACCACUGCUUUAGUCAGAUGAGAGGGGGCUGCCCGCGCCCUUUGACAUCUUCCUCCAAACAGUGCGCCUCCUGCAGCCCCCUUAAACCCACCUGUGCCCCCUCUUAUCCGGGACCCUCUUACGCCCGCCCCUGGGCAGCUGCCCCUCCCCCAAGGCGUGGCCCCUCGGUCAGUGGUGGGCUGGGUAGCUGGACCCGGGGGCCAACCGGCUUCUUUCUUCCUUCCCUCCCAUCCUGGCUCCCGCCCGCCGGCUCCGGGACCGCAGCCACGUCUGAAAGCUCCUCAUUGUGUGCGCUCCGCUCCGGGCGGGCAGCGCUGAACAGCGCGCGGGGCCGCUGGCAGCCGCACAGGUAGCGCAGGGCCACGGAGCUGGUUCCCUCCGCCGUGGGUCUCCAGGUGCCGCCAAUAAGUUGGUGUCCGUAAAGCCUCAUCCCUGCUAUCACCCGGUAUCCCUUAGUAGCCUUGGGACCCUACGGAGCAAAGCAGCCCCUGCGGACUCCCAGUAAAGAGACAGCAGUCUGUGGAGUGGCGCGUGGAAGAGACGACAAGAAGCCUUUGCCGAGCCUCGGCAGCCGCGCCAGGUCAGCCAAGGACCCCAAGCUUUGGGAUUCUUUGCCAGGGCUGGGAGAGGCUGGUGACAGGACAUGCUGCUGAGUUAAGGGCACGCAGAACUGAGCUACAGUAACCUGGGGGAUAAGUAUGGCGCCUUCACAAGCCCUUUCCUCACAUGUGCCUGUGCCAGCGCUCCUCACAACCACUGACCUGAGGGCCCUCCAGGCAUCUUCCAUGGAUUUGUGAUUGAGGUGGGCAGCUAUCCCGGCAGCCCAGGGCAGUGGCUUCGGCCAGCAGCAUGUGGCUGCCACGCAUCUCCAGCACCGCGGUGACCGUGCUCUUGCUGGCGCAGACAGGUCUCCUGCUCUUCCUGGUCUCCCGGCCCAGGCUGACAUCCCCGGCGGGCAGCGAGGAGCGAGUGCACGUGCUGGUGCUGUCCUCCUGGCGCUCAGGCUCAUCCUUUGUGGGCCAGCUCUUCAGCCAACACCCCGAUGUCUUCUACCUAAUGGAGCCUGCGUGGCACGUGUGGUCCGCCCUGUCGCAGGGCAGUGCACCGGCGCUGCACAUGGCAGUGCGUGACCUGGUGCGCUCGGUCUUCCUGUGUGACAUGGAGGUGUUCGAUGCCUACCUGCCUUGGCGUCGCAACCUCUCCGACCUCUUCCAGUGGGCGGUGAGCCGCGCACUGUGCUCGCCGCCAGCCUGCAGUGCCUUUCAGCGCGGAGCCAUUAGCAGCGAGGCCGUGUGCAAGCCGCUGUGCGCUCGGAGGCCCUUCGGCCUGGUCCAGGAAGCCUGCCGCUCCUACAGCCACGUGGUGCUCAAGGAGGUGCGCUUCUUCAACCUGCAGGUGCUCUACCCGCUGCUCACCGACCCUGCGCUCAACCUGCACAUUGUGCACCUAGUGCGGGACCCCCGGGCAGUGCUGCGCUCACGCGAGCAGACAGCCAAGGCACUGGCACGUGACAAUGGCAUCGUGCUGGGCACCAAUGGCACAUGGGUGGAGGCUGACCCGGGCCUGCGUGUGGUACGUGAGGUGUGCCGCAGCCACGUGCGCAUCGCUGAGGCUGCCACCCGCAAGCCACCGCCCUUCUUGCAUGGCCGCUACCGACUGGUGCGCUUUGAGGACCUGGCACGAGCACCACUGCCAGAGAUCCGUGCACUCUAUGCCUUCGCUGGCCUGAACCUCACGCCGCAAUUGGAGGCCUGGAUCCACAACAUCACUCAUGGGUCCGGGCCUGGCGCGCGCCGCGAGGCCUUCAAGACCACAUCCAGGGAUGCACUCAAUGUCUCCCAGGCCUGGCGCCAUGCGCUGUCCUUCACCAAGAUCCGCCGCGUGCAGGAGCUGUGUGCAGGCGCACUGCAACUGCUGGGCUACCGGCCGGUGUUUUCCGAGGACGAGCAGCGUGAUCUCUCCCUGGACCUGGUGUUGCCACGGGGCCCGAGCAGCUUCAGCUGGGCAUCAUCCACCGACAAGCACCCUGGGCCUUAGCAGUGGGCCCCAGCUCUGAAGGAAACUAUGGUGGGGAGGGAACUGGGAUACACAGUGCAAAGGCUGUUACUGCAGUGGCCUGGAGUUCAGGCGUCCUCCCUUGUAUUAGGAUAGGGCUGCAUCCCCAAACUCCGUGUUUCUUCAUCGCCACUGCUUGACUUUCCCUCAAGCCCUCUUUCCCAGCCAAGUUCCCAACAGGCACAUCCUUCAUGGAAAGCAAAACUCCUGCCCCCACUUCCUCUGAGCACUGGGAAUAGUUCAGGCAACUUGGCUUCCACUCAAGCUCCUUCUUUCCCCGUAUCUCUCUCCUCCCUUGGAUGAUGCAUCAUCCAGCAGCUGAGAAGGGUGUCUCCUCCCUGUCUGGGAGUGGAGGGGCACGAGGUGAGCUGGGUCCCGAAGUCUGUACAUCUGCUCACACACCGUUCUCCCCAUGUCCCUGGCACCACAUUGCGACACAGCUGUUGACAUUUCUAUCCACUUGUAUCUUCAGCAAAAAAUCAGACCAGAUGCCUCUUUAUCUUGUGGUCAGCCCCUACCUAGUCUCUGCCUCGUCUCCCAGGAGCCCACACACCCCCAUCACCUGCCCAGGUAAGGUGAACCUUUGAUUUGUCCUGACGGGAAAGAUCCUACAUACAGAAAUAAACAUAAUUAACCUGUGUGAUACAGA
This is a messenger RNA of Artibeus jamaicensis (Jamaican fruit-eating bat), 3894 nucleotides long. RefSeq names its product carbohydrate sulfotransferase 6. The transcript has 6 exons. Lineage: Eukaryota; Metazoa; Chordata; Mammalia; Chiroptera; Phyllostomidae. Bases 2040 to 3227 code for a protein of 395 amino acids. Gene Ontology annotation, cellular component: Golgi membrane. Gene Ontology annotation, molecular function: N-acetylglucosamine 6-O-sulfotransferase activity. Gene Ontology annotation, biological process: carbohydrate metabolic process; N-acetylglucosamine metabolic process; keratan sulfate proteoglycan biosynthetic process. The record is from RefSeq and is a predicted model, not a curated record.